Messenger RNA from Coccidioides immitis RS, 1678 nucleotides. Its product is annotated as RNA methylase. The transcript has 6 exons. Gene Ontology annotation, cellular component: cytoplasm. Gene Ontology annotation, biological process: methylation. Bases 1 to 1449 code for a protein of 482 amino acids. The record is from RefSeq and is a predicted model, not a curated record. Lineage: Eukaryota; Fungi; Ascomycota; Eurotiomycetes; Onygenales; Onygenaceae. Gene Ontology annotation, molecular function: nucleic acid binding.
AUGGACGCUGCCACUCAACCCUUUCAAGCACGUACGCAUUUAGAAAGGAGAAAUUUAGGCGAGGCACUGCACGGAAACAUGGAGUAUUUGGUCCGUUUCGCGCAAGUUCAUGAGUCUUUUAGGAGAUCGGAAAUCGAAGCCCUUGCCAUUGUGUCAAAUGUGGAUUUGGAGAUUGUUGAGUAUGACGAGGAAUCCCCCUUCUGUAUUAUAAAAGUGCCAGAUGAAAAAGCAGCUCGGGCGCUCGUCUCCCGUAGCGUAUUGGUAAAGUCUCUUUAUGAGCUAUGGGGCAAAGGCCAGAACUAUCAAGAGUUACAUGAAGAUGUCCGACGGCGCACCGAGUCAAAAUGGCCCGAUUAUAGGACCUGCUCCUUCAAAUUUGACUUUGACUCGUAUGCUGGGAAGCGGACGUCCAAAGAGAAAAUUCCCCUGAUUCAGUCAUUUGGAUACAUGGCGUUUGAAGGGCCGAUCAUUAUGGCCGAUCCAGAUGAGACCUUUAUCAUCUUUGAAUUGUAUGACCAUCGCGUAGCUUCGUCUAGGGACAAGACGUCUCGGACUCCAAGUCCUCAGCCAGAGCCUACAAAGUUAUAUUUUGGCAGGUGGCUAGCUAGCGGCAGCAGAGAUGUGAUGGACAAAUACGACUUAAAAAAGAGAAGUUAUAUUAGUACUACGUCUAUGGACGCUGAACUGAGCUUGGUCUCUGCCAACAUUACCCUCGCCGCCCCCGGAAAAGUGUUUUAUGAUCCUUUCGUUGGAACCGGAAGUUUCUGUGUCGCCGCAGCACAUUUUGGGGCCUUCACCUUUGGUUCGGAUAUUGAUGCGCGCAGCUUCAAAGGCCAAAAGGAGGAAGGAAAGCCCAUCGGUCUCGUGAGGAACAUGCUUCAAUAUGGCUUAGAGGCCAAUUACCUAGACGCCUUUACCUCCGAUUUGACAAACACUCCCUUUCGCAAUAUGCCAAUAUUUGAUGGGAUCAUAUGUGAUCCCCCGUACGGUAUACGUGAAGGAUUGAAAGUCCUUGGAACGAGAGAAGGAAAGAAUGUAGGACCUGUUUACGUGGAUGGGGUACCAACAUAUACCUUAGAGGGUUACAUUCCUCCUAAAAAGCCUUAUAGUUUUGAAGCCAUGUUGAACGAUAUUUUGGAGUUUGCAGCACAAACUCUGGUCCCCAACGGCCGGAUUUCUUUCUGGAUGCCUACUGCAAACGAUGAAGAUAUAGAACUUGCCAUCCCUUCCAAUCGACACUUGGAACUAGUUAGUGUUUGCGUCCAGCAGUUCAAUAAAUGGUCCCGGAGAUUACUCACAUAUCGAAGAUGCCUAGAAGGCGAAGGCUCAGCCAUUGAGCCUCGAGCCAAAAUCGUUCCCGCGGGAACAACAGCGGAUGAGUUGAAUUCCUUCAGGAAAAGGUACUUCCAACGAUUCACACCCAAAGCCAACAGUUGUUCAACCCCUUGAGGGGCAACUUGAAAGCGCACCGCGACACAACAUUAAAGGUCAUUGAAUGUCUUGAAGGAAUUUAGAAAUGUAUGAAAAGAGCAUUGGCUGAAUGACAAACAUUGGUAUAUGCACAACAAAGAAUGGCACCAUAUAUGUCUUACACAGCCAGAACUCUAUGGAUCACAGCUUCUCCGCUCGAGUCUCUGUCCUUCGUCGUCGUCAAGUUCAUCGCGCUGACCCCGGCCAA